Molecule: messenger RNA, 1743 nt
Organism: Parasteatoda tepidariorum (common house spider)
Lineage: Eukaryota; Metazoa; Arthropoda; Arachnida; Araneae; Theridiidae
Cellular component (GO): extracellular region
Molecular function (GO): chitin binding
Source: RefSeq, a predicted model, not a curated record
UAUAGAGGUUAAAAGCGUGCAACAUAGAUCCUCUUACCACAACCACUUCAAUCUACUUAUCUAUAAAAAUGGAAAUUUUCAUGCUGCAGUUAGUCUUCAGUUGGAGCAUUCAUAGCAGGUGUAAAGCGAUGGACUUCCUUAUAGUGACUGUAUUAUUAGGCUUGUUGGCCAAUGGAAAAGCGCAGAAACCAGUUACUUCUGAUGAGCUUAAUAUUGAAGUUCCAGAGAUAACUGAGGAUUUCUUUGAAGAAAUCCUACAGUAUUUUCCUGGCUCAUCUGGAAUGUACGAACACUUCGCAAGUACUCCAGAGCCUAAAUUUGCAAAAAGCACCCACGAGCCUGAAGGUAUUGAAAUCACUCUUGAGCCUGAAGUGGUCAGAAGCACAACCGUACCAUCUUACAACGAGUUUUGCAAAGAUAUUUCCCAUGGAUUGCAUGAUAUCGAUGGCAAGUACCCGAAACUGAAGGCUCUGAAGUCCAAGCUGUACACCUAUUUCUUCAGUUCCAUGGCCGAAUACGAAAGGAAUCCUCACAAGAGAAAGAACAUCGCGUUAGACAUUCUCUCCGAGCUUAUUAAACUGCUCCAGAUGUUGCAGAAAAAGAUCGGAGACUGUCCAGUGAGACACGUUCCAGUAGUUUCAGUCCCUCCUGUUGAAGAGAUCAUCGCUGAAGAAGUUGUGUAUCCUCCAUUUGUUGGAUCAGUCAGAGGUAUUCCUGGAGUUAACUAUCCAAAUUAUACUGAAGUGCCUAUUACUUCGUUCUCGUGUAGCGACAAAAAAUACAUCCCUGGAUUUUAUGCAGACUUGGAAACUGGGUGCCAGGUUUUCCAUGUUUGUUAUGAGCAUCGACGAGAAAGUUUCCUUUGUCCUAUCGGUACUCUAUUUAAUCAGCCCAUAUUGGCCUGCGACUACUGGUACAGUUCUAAUUGCUCACUUUCUGAACACUAUUACGAUGUCAAUGAAGAGAAAGAUGAGGUUCACAUAUCCGAACCAGAAAAGGAUCACGUAGAGGAGCUUAUUACGACUAUUAUUGAGCAAGAAAAAACUACCAUUCCUCGUAUUGUGGUAAAAAGCAAAGAUAGUGUAAAAAUAGAUGCAGAUCUCGAUCAAAUCUUAAAGUUCUUGCCCGUUAAAGCUAAAGUUGUGGAGUUUCCAGAGAAACCGGCUCCCAAACUUCUACCAGUUCUUGAACCAAAGUUCGUCAAAGCUGCAGUUGCUAUUCCAGCAAUGAAAGUUGCAGCUAAAGUUGCUCCUAUUCUUAAAGCUAAAAUUGAAGAUGCCGUAAAGAUGAAGGUGGAAAAGGCCAUAAAGACUAAAGUUGCUGCUAAAGUUGUUCCAGUUGCCAAAAUGAAGGCAGUUGGCGCUGUCAAAGCAAAGCUUGCCACCGCUGCUGCAGCAGCUCCAGUUGUCAAGGCUAAGGUAUUAGCAGCUGCAGUCCCAGUUGUAAAAACUAAAAUUGCUGCUGCUGUACCACUUGUGAAAUCUAAAGUAAUUUCUGCAGCAGCUGGACCGCUAUUGAAAGCAAAAGUUACUGCAAAAGCGUUGCCCGUUGUAAAAAUGGCCGCUAUUGACGCGAAGUUGUUAGCUGCUGCAAAAGCUAAAAAGGCAGCAAUGAUUUCUCCUUUAACUAAAAAAGCUCUGGCUCUAGGCUAUUUGAAGUUGCUUAAAGCAAAGAAAUUUGCCAUGAUGGGUUGAUUUUUGUAUUUGUAAGUUUUGUUUUACAUUAAACUUAUCAGUCAACAAA